AUGGCAAUAGGAAGUGAGAGCAAUAGCGACAGGAAUCCAUCCAGCAGUGCCUCUGGCUCUCACACUCCACCCACCUCAUCCUCUAUCUCCCCUAUACAACGUAUCAAACUUGCAAAGAGAGUGGGUCCAUGGGGAAGAUGCACAGGUAAUUGUGGACCAGGUGGUAUUCAGACCCGAAGAGUGUGGUGCUUUCAUCUAGAAGGUUGGACAAGUCUUCUGUCAAACUGUGAAGAAACUGAUAAACCUGAAAAGGAGAGAAGCUGUUUUAGAGUAUGUGACUGGCAUGGUGAACUCUUUGAGUGGGAGAUAUCAGAGUGGCAGAUCUGUGUGCUGGCUCCAGUUCAUGGUGAAGUCAAACCCAGGACUUCUGAGUGUGUGACAGCCCAGCAUGGACUCCAACAUCGGACAGUACGUUGUAUUCAAAAACUGAAUCGAACUGUGGUUAUCAGUGAAAUUUGUGAAUAUUUUGCACCUCAGCCACCCACAGAACAAGCUUGCCUCAUUCCUUGUCCCCGGGAUUGUGUUGUGUCUGAGUUCUCUCCGUGGUCUGUUUGCAGCAAGGGGUGUGGGAAGAAGCUGCAGCACAGGACUAGAGCAGUCAUUUCUCCCCCACUCUAUGGAGGUGUGGUGUGCCCAAAUCUCACGGAAUCAAGGGCCUGUGACUCUCACAUCUCCUGUCCCCUUGGGGAAGAGGAAUACAUAUUUAGUCUUAAAGUUGGACCUUGGAGUAAAUGUAGACUGCCUCAUCUUAAGGAAGUUAGUUUAAGUGGAAAGACUAUUCUGGACUUUAGCUCUGAUUCAAAAGAGUGGGUCACAUUUAAGCACCAAGGCUAUAAGCCUCACCAUCAUUCCAAGUCAUGGGAUAUAGAAAUAGGUUAUCAAACAAGACAGGUUCGAUGUACAAGAAGUGAUGGGAAAAAUGCCAUGUUAAGCCUUUGUAUGCAAGACAACUUCCCCUUGACUGUUCAAUCCUGUGUCAUGCCAAAAGACUGCGAAACCACAGACUGGUCAUCUUGGAGUCCUUGCUCUAAGACCUGUCAAUCAGAGGAUCUUUCCCCAGGAUUUAGGAGUAGGAGCCGAAGUAUAAAACAUAUUGCCAUAGGAGGUGGACAGGAAUGCCCUGAACUACAUGAAAGAGAGGCCUGCAACCUUGGAGGAGAACUUCUGCAGCUAUGUUCUAGAUAUUCUUGGAAGACAUCUGAAUGGAAAGAAUGCCAAGUAACUCUUCUUCUAGAACAGCAAGAUCCUCAUUGGCACAUAACUGGACCCCUAUGUGGAGGUGGAAUUCAAACUCGGGAAUUGUACUGUGCUCAGAGUACCACAAAAUUUUCAGGACAGCGAUCAAAGGAAGUGUCUAGGCCUGUGGACAAGAAAUUAUGCCUAGGACCUGCUCCUCCAACCUCUAGACUAUGCAACAUUCCUUGCUCUACAGAUUGUAUGGUUUCUUCCUGGUCAGCUUGGAGCCUUUGUGUUCAUGAAAACUGUCAGGAUCCUCAAGGGAAAAAAGGAUUUAAAUUGAGACAGCGCCAUAUCCUCAUGGAAUCCACAGGACCUGAUGGGAAUUGUCCACAUUUGAUGGAAUCUGUUCCCUGUGAUGAUCCAAUGUGCUAUCAGUGGAUGGUUUCAGAAGGGGUCUGUAUUCCUGAUCAUGGAAAAUGUGGCUCAGGACAUCAUAUUCUGAAAGCUGUCUGCAAGAAUGAUAGAGGAGAUGAAGUAUCAGGCAAUCUAUGUCUAGCGCCUCCUCCUCCAGAACGGAUGGCUUGUGAAAUACCCUGCCGAAUGGAUUGUGUGGUUAGUGAGUGGACAGAAUGGUCAGCCUGUUCCCAGUCCUGCUCUAAUAAAAACACCGAGGGGAAGCAGACACGGACCAGAACUAUACUAGCAUUGGCAGGAGAUGGUGGAAAACCAUGUCCUCCUCUUCAAGCCCUACAAGAAUAUCGUUUGUGCAAUGAUCAUUCUUGUACACAUUUCUAUUGGGAUACAUCGCCUUGGGGUUCCUGCUCUGAAGAUACCCUGGUAACAGCCCUUAAUGCAACCAGUACCUGGAAUGGAGAAGCCACUUGUGGUGUGGGCAUUCAGACUCGCAAGGUUUUUUGCAUGAAAAGUCACAUGGGGCAGGCCAUGAUUAAAAGAUGCCCAGAUUCUACCCGACCUGAAACAGUCCGUCCUUGUCUCCUCCCAUGCAAAAGAGACUGUGUUGUGACACCUUUCAGUGAAUGGACUCACUGUCCCACUUCAUGUCAACAAGAAAAUGGCACAUUAAUAAAACAGUCCAGAUAUAGGAUUGUCAUUCAAGAGGCUAUGAACGGAGGACAAGAAUGUCCAGAUACCUUGUUUGAAGAAAGGGAAUGUGAAGAUGUCACAUAUUGUCCUGUAUACCGUUGGAAGCCUCAUAAAUGGAAUUCAUGCAUUCUGGUGCCAGAAUCUGUCAGGCAAGGGAUGACAGUCAUCAGUGAAGCUUGUGGAAAGGGUUUACAAACAAGAGCUGUCACAUGUCUGUCUGAUAAUAAUCAGUCUGCAGAAAUGGUUGACUGCCUUAAGUGGGCAGGGGACAUGCCUCCCCUUGUGCAAGAGUGUUACAUCCCCUGCCGAGAUGACUGUAUGUUCACUCCUUGGUCAAAAUUCACCCCAUGCUCAACAGAUUGUGACACAGUGAGGACCCGCCGCCGACAGUUGACAGGGAAGAACAGAAAGAAGGAAAAAUGCCAGAAUGUUGAAAUUUAUCCUCUAGUUGAAACAGAGGCCUGCCCUUGUGAUGUAUUCACAGCCCAACCCAAUGGAAAUUGGUCUGAGUGCAUUCUUCCAGAGGGAAAAAAGGAGUCUCAACGGGGCAUAAGAUUGCAUGGAGAUACAAAAGCCUGUGGAAAAGGAGUGCGCCUACAAGCCAUAAUUUGUUCUGAUAAAAAUGGACGGCUUGUUGACCCAUCUUAUUGCAGCAGCUCUGGUAAGGGGAUGAAUGAAUGA
Molecule: messenger RNA, 2964 nt
Organism: Antechinus flavipes (yellow-footed antechinus)
Lineage: Eukaryota; Metazoa; Chordata; Mammalia; Dasyuromorphia; Dasyuridae
Product: thrombospondin type-1 domain-containing protein 7B-like
Exons: 13
Coding region: 1-2964 (987 amino acids)
Biological process (GO): actin cytoskeleton organization
Cellular component (GO): plasma membrane
Source: RefSeq, a predicted model, not a curated record